UUAAACUGUCAGACACAAACUCCAAGCUCCCACACUAGAAAUAGUGGAGACUCGGAGGAAAAGCGCAGGGUCAAGGAUCCACAUGGAAAUCGGAUCUGCAUCUGGGGGUCAUCUGGACACCAAAGACCGAAAGUAAAGCGACAUUAGGACGCGGAACAUCGGAGGCUCAAGACGUUAAAAACCCUCGGAAUCAGAAUGUCAGAGAUGGAUGGUCCCACUGUAACAGGCGUGAGCGUUAUGGAAUCAGAUAAUUCACUCCAUCAGAAGGAUAAAGGACCUGUGAUUGGUGGUUUGCGUCUUCGAUCUGCUCCUGGUGCUUGUGUGCUCUUUGCUGGGGUUUUGUUACUGGUUGGCAUUGGAGUGGCCGUCAGUGGAUACUGGCCCCAUCGCCAUCGAAGACCAGUGCCAUAUCAUGCGCCAUCUGGUCGCACGCCCUCAGAAAAACUGAAAUUGGUUGGCCCUAUUAUUAUGGGAGUAGGCCUUUUCAUCUUCAUUUGUGCAAACACACUACUCUAUGAGAACCGGGACCACAGGCUGAAGCAAGCCAGACAAAAAAAUUAUUCACUGAAGGAGCGGCGAAACUCAAAAAACUGCUCAGAACCUGAAACGAUCACCAACACAAACACUCUGGCUUUCUCUGAACUAAACAUUCACUGCCUGCACGAAGGUGAUGCUGCUUCUGCACUCAAGUGCUUUUCCCCUUCCUCUGCCUCUUUGAACUCCAGUCAGAUGAACUUUGACCUUCCAGAAAGCACAGAUGCUGUUAUGUUGAUUCCGCCAGUAAUCAAGCUGAACAGCUGCCUUAUAAGAUGCCCAAAUGCUCCGUCCCUUCUACAACACUUACCAGACUACGGUGAGAUGGGCCAAUGUAAAAGGGCAGGACAAAUAAUAACAGAGCAUUCAGGUUUAUCGUUAACAAGUACGGGAGAGUGUGAACCAUUACAGUAUACACAGACUGGGGAUAAGUAGCCAUAAAGUCUAAGAUUUCUGUUGCUAUCACAUUUAAACUAGAAAAAGAUCUCUAAAGCAGCCUUGGGUUCUUUGGUUUGUGCCUCUUGUGAACCUGUAUGUGUUCUGUGUAGAAGCCCAUAACAAAGUAUUUAUUUCUUAAAUAUCCAAAGAUAGAAGACUUCUUUUUUUUUAUUCUUUUUUACCUAGAACACUUCAGUUCUCUGUCUAAGGAAAGCAUAAAAAAUGCCAUGUUGAACCGUAGGAAUCGGUGUCUUCCUAAAAGAAAGGCUUCCUAGUAGAAUCCUUUUAGGCGCUAAAAACCUUUAACUAUCCAAAGAAUCCUUCAAUUUCAUUUUACAAUUGUAUAUUCUUUAUAACAAGCAGAUUUAGUGCCGUAAAUGAUUGUAUGUAUGAUUGUAUGUAAGAUUUUGUGCCAUACAUGCAUUUUUUCCACUGGGGAAAACCACCUGAAGAUGCUGUGAGGAAAACUAGAAAAAAAUAUACUUCGUCUAACCCAAUCUUAUUCAAAGGACACUGGAUUUUUCCAGAAAUAUAUAACUCUAAAAUCUAGAACUCUUCAGGGUUCAUUGGUUGUUUGUGAGAAUCUUUAAAGCCACAAAUGAAGUACAAUAAUUUUUGGAAGGUAACAUUAAAUUAAGCCUUUUAAGUAUUUUUUACCAGGAGAUCUUGGUUUAACUGCACAUUAAUGUUUAAAUGUUUAAUGUAGUGUUAAUGUUUGUAAUGUAAAUGUCACAUCAUUAUUUAUUUCACAUUUUUGUGCACCAGGCACCCCCCAUUUUGUAGAAUUGGGCCCUUGUAAUAGAUUUGUUUUUCGGAAACAAAGUGGAUUUCAAUAUAUUCGUUUUAAUUAGCAUCUUUUGAAGGGCAAGACACCCACAGAUUAUAAGAGGCAAUUUGAGUCCACAUGUAAAUUCGAGGCAAAACAUCAGGCAAUUCUAAAUUAAAUGGAAAAUGUUAUUAAACAGCAGUUUUCAGAUCA
Molecule: messenger RNA, 1951 nt
Organism: Silurus meridionalis
Lineage: Eukaryota; Metazoa; Chordata; Actinopteri; Siluriformes; Siluridae
Product: transmembrane protein 200A
Exons: 2
Coding region: 196-969 (257 amino acids)
Source: RefSeq, a predicted model, not a curated record